CCGCAGCCGCAGGCGAUGAAGCGCUUCUUCCAGCCCGUGCCCAAGGACGGCUCCCCCGCCAAGAAGAGGCCCACCGGGGCCGCCGCCUCUGACUGCGUCGAUGGCCCCGACGCCACCGCGGCCAGCGCCGGCGGCGGGGAGGGGGCUCCCUGCGAGGAGCCGCGCAGGUUCGUAACGUGGAACGCCAACAGCCUUCUCCUCCGGAUGAAGAGCGACUGGUCCGCGUUCUGUCAGUUCGUCGCCCGCCUUGACCCCGACGUCAUCUGCAUCCAGGAAGUGCGAAUGCCUGCAGCUGGUUCAAAAGGGGGACCAAAAAAUCCUAGUGAGCUAAAAGACGACACAAGCUCGUCUCGUGAAGAAAAACAGACUGUGCUGCGUGCUUUGUCGAGUUCACCUUUCAAAGACUACCGUGUCUGGUGGUCCCUUUCAGAAUCAAAAUAUGCAGGCACAGCUGUGUUUGUGAAGAAGAAGUUUGAACCAAAGAAAGUGUCAUUCAACUUGGAUAGAAGAUCUUCGAAGCAUGAGGCAGAUGGCCGUGUCAUCAUUGUGGAAUUUGAAUCAUUGUUGUUACUAAACACAUAUGCUCCAAACAAUGGGUGGAAAGAGGAGGAAAAUUCAUUUCAAAGAAGAAGAAAGUGGGAUAAAAGAAUGUUGGAGUUUGUUCAACAAGUAGACAAGCCCUUAAUCUGGUGUGGAGACUUGAACGUUAGUCACGAUGAGAUCGAUGUCAGCCAUCCUGAUUUUUUUAGCAGUGCUAAGCUCAAUGGAUAUAUCCCUCCAAAUAAAGAGGACUGUGGGCAGCCAGGGUUCACCCUGGCCGAGAGACAGCGGUUUGGCAAUUUAUUGUCCCAGGGAAAGCUGGUAGAUGCUUACAGAUACCUGCACAAAGAAAAAGAUAUGGAGUGUGGCUUCUCUUGGUCUGGGAAUCCAAUUGGGAAGUACCGAGGAAAGAGAAUGCGUAUUGAUUAUUUCAUUGUUUCAGAACGGUUGAAGGACAGAAUAGAUUCAUGUAAAAUGCAUGGUCAUGGAAUUGAAUUGGAAGGAUUUUAUGGAAGUGAUCACUGUCCUGUUUCACUUGAACUCUCCAAAGAAACAGUGGAAGCAUCAGAAUUGAAGAGCUCCGUCUGAGUUCUAUGUAUUGGUCUUAACGGGUCAUCAUGGAUUAAUUGAUUAUUAGGUUAGUUCAGGUGUAGCGUCUGUGGUUGGCCUCUCAUGAGAUAUUUGUGUAUUUUUAUGUGACCUGCAUUAUUAGUUUAAACAUUUCCUGUGACCAGAUCUGCUACACAUUCCGACAAUUGACCUCUUCUUAAGUUUGAGAGUUAUGGUGAGUAGGACCGGGCGAUUUUGUUAACCGGGUAAAAGGAGUUUGGCAACGUGAGAAGCAGGGUAGGACAACAAUUGAGGGCUGGCAAUUUGAAAUAUGCACACUUCUUCAUUUUUUGUGAGGGUGGAUGGAAAUAUGUAAACAAUAAAGAAAAGAAAAGGCUAUUGGCAAUUAUUGAUGAACUUGAUAAAAGGCUGAAACCUUGCGCCUAACCAACUUUGAGGUUGGCGUUAAACGGUUGUAGCGUGCGGCGACGUUCUUUGGAGAGGAUGGCGAAGCUAAUUCAAGAAGGGGAGACCUGCUGGAAACACAGAGCCAAGUUCGGGAAUGUUAAAUAGGUUUUUUUAAAGGUUCAGUAUGUUAAAGGGUGG
Molecule: messenger RNA, 1695 nt
Organism: Lolium rigidum
Lineage: Eukaryota; Viridiplantae; Streptophyta; Magnoliopsida; Poales; Poaceae
Product: DNA-(apurinic or apyrimidinic site) endonuclease
Exons: 9
Coding region: 16-1128 (370 amino acids)
Biological process (GO): base-excision repair
Cellular component (GO): nucleus
Molecular function (GO): phosphoric diester hydrolase activity; double-stranded DNA 3'-5' DNA exonuclease activity; DNA-(apurinic or apyrimidinic site) endonuclease activity
Source: RefSeq, a predicted model, not a curated record